This is a messenger RNA of Arachis stenosperma, 3633 nucleotides long. RefSeq names its product putative disease resistance protein At3g14460. Bases 1 to 3633 code for a protein of 1210 amino acids. The transcript has 2 exons. Gene Ontology annotation, biological process: defense response to other organism. NCBI's taxonomy places the organism in Eukaryota, Viridiplantae, Streptophyta, Magnoliopsida, Fabales, Fabaceae. The record is from RefSeq and is a predicted model, not a curated record. Gene Ontology annotation, molecular function: ADP binding.
AUGGCUGGUGCACUUGUUGGUGGAGCUUUCCUCUCUAGCUUCAUUAAUGUUGUCUUUGACAAGUUCCUUACAACAGAUGCAGUCAACUUGGUCUUGGGCAAGAAGCUUGGCUCUGACUUGGUUGAAAGGCUGAAGAUUUCUCUGCAUGCUGCUGAAGUUCUGGUUGGUGAUGCUGAGUACAAGCAACUUGACAACCAACCUGUGAGGGACUGGCUCCACAGUCUCAGGGAUUCUGUUUACAGGGCCGAUGGCUUGCUCGAUGCUGUCUUUACCAAAGCCGCGACUCAAAAGGAGGUGCAUUCUUUCUGGCCUAUUAGCCUCCUCAACAGAGAUAAGGAGAUGAUAGAUAAGAUGGAAAGGGUGGUUAGAAGAAUAGAAUUUCUUGAAAAACAAAAAGAUUUCCUUGGUCUUGAAAAGACUACCAAGAAGAACUUCUUGUCAUGGAGAAUUCCAUCCACAUCUCUUGUAGAAGGUAAUAUAUAUGGCAGGGAAAAGGACCAACAGGAAAUAAUCAAGAUGUUAAAUGAUAAUAGAGAACAUCAGUUGUCUGUGAUUCUCAUUGUGGGCAUAGGUGGGGUUGGCAAAACAACUUUAGCUCAAUGGUUGUACAAUAAUGAAAACUUGAUGGAGGGGUUUCAAGUCAAAGAAUGGGUUUGCAUAUCUGAAGACUUUAAUAUUGUUGAGGCUACAAAGAAUCUUAUAGGUCAAACUGCUCGGAAUAUUGAGGAUUUCAAUUCACUUCAACUUAAGUUGAAGGAGAAAUUGUCAGAAAAGAAGUUCUUUAUUGUUUUGGAUGAUGUUUGGAGUGAUGAUGGUGAUGUUUGGAAGAAAUUCAAAACCCCUUUUCAAUAUGGGGCCAAGGGAAGUACAAUUCUUGUAACAACUCAAUGUUGUUGGUCGGUGUUCGCAAACAAUGCUUGUUUUCCAGAAUCAAAUGGGAGUUCAACACUAGAAGAAAUUGGUAGAAAGAUUGUCAACAAGUGUAACGGAUUGCCUUUGGCUGCAGAAACACUUGGACGCAUGUUGCGAGCUAAACAUGAUGUUAAGGAAUGGGAAGCUGUAUUAAAAAGUGAUAUUUGGGGAUUUUCCAUCAAGAAUAGCAAAAUUAUUCCAGCAUUGUUAAUCAGUUAUUUCCAGCUUCCUGCACAUUUAAAGCAUUGCUUUGUUUAUUGCUCAUUGUAUCCAAAAGAUCACCGUUUUCAUAAAGAUGAACUAAUCUUGCUCUGGAUGGCUGAAGAUCUUUUAAGGCCACCGAAGAGAGGAGAGAGUUUAGAAGAGGUUGGUUGCGAGUGUUUUGAAGAAUUAGCUUCCAGAUUAUUUUUCAAACAAUGUGAGUACUUUGAUAAGUGUUUUGUGAUGCAUAACCUUUUACAUGAUUUAUCAUUGUUCCUUGCUGGAGACUUCUAUUGUAGAUUUGAAGAACAUGGAAAAGUAGAAAGUGUAACUACUUACACUCGCCAUUUGUCUUAUGAUAGUUUGAGUCAUCUGAUCUCAGAGCAUUUUGAUUCCAUCAAUAAAGUUGAAUCUUUGAGGACACUUUUGCCUAUCAAUUUCUUUUCUCAUCCGGACAACAUUGAUAGUAUAACAUGUACCCUGAUAUUGAAGCUCAAAUAUUUGAGAGUUUUGUCAUUUCUCUCAUUUGAAGGACUAAAUGUAUUGCCAGAAUCAAUAGGUGAAUUAGCCUACUUGCGUUACUUAGAUCUUUCUGAGACAAGUAUUAGAGCACUACCAGAAUCAUUAUGUGACUUGUACAAUCUACAAACAUUGAAACUGAAUGAGUGUUCUAGUUUGACCAUGUUACCCAAUGGCAUGCAUAAGCUUGUGAAUUUGAGACAUCUCAGUAUUAGAAGAACUUGUUUGAAAGAAAUGCCGGAAGAAAUGAGCAAAUUGAAACACUUGCACUUUUUAAGCUACUUUAUGGUGGGCAAGCAUGAAGACAAUGGAAUCCAAGAGUUAGGAGGGCUUUUAAAUCUUCAUGGAUCAUUCGAGAUUAAGAAAUUGGAGAAUGUUGUCGAUGCCAAACAAGCAAGGAGUGCAAGGAUGUUGGAUAAGAAGCACAUUGACAACUUAUUGUUGGAAUGGUGUUCAGGUGAUGAUAUGGUUUCAAACACACAAACCGAAAGAGAUAUCCUCGACAGCUUGCAACCUCACCAUGGCUUGAAAGAGUUGAGAAUCAAGGGCUACAAAGGUACAAUAUUUCCAAAUUGGGUGGGACAUUGUUCUUACCAAAAUAUGACUAGUGUAUCUCUAUAUUCUUGUAACAAUUGUUGCAUGCUGCCUUCACUUGGACAACUACCAUCUCUUAAGUCCCUUCUCAUUCAAGGCUUUAAUCAGCUCAAGAGUAUUGGCAUGGAGUUUUACAAGAAUGAAGGUGAUUGUCAUUGUUUGCCAAUUGCACCGUUUCCCUCACUCGAGACAUUGGAAUUUUGGGAUAUGCCAUGUUGGGAAGUGUGGUACUUAUCUGAUUCAGAAUCUUUUCCUCAUCUCAUGAAGCUUCAAAUAACAGAUUGUCCAAUGCUAAAGGGAGAUAUACUUAAUCAGGUAUUCUUGAGAUUCAUUUCUUCUUUGUCUUCAGAUGUUCCCAAAAUUCGCAAGCUAAGUAUACAGAAAGAUCAUAAAGGAAGGUCUCAAGAGAUUUUACUCAAGGGGGAUAGUUUGUCAAUUAAGGGAUGUGAAUCUGUGAUGGGGUCUGCAUUUAAGGCAAUGAGCAUCAACCUUCUAACUUAUCUCCAAGAAAUACAAAUCUCAGGGUGUUCUUAUGCUGUAUCCUUUCGAGGCGAUUGUUUACCAAAAUCUUUGCAAAAGCUAACAAUCUUGAAUUGCAGCAAACUUGAAUUCCCUCAGCAGAAAUACUAUUUCAUGGAGCUAUACAUAAAAGACAGUUGUGAAUCACUGUCUUCAUUCUCAUUGGAUGACUUUCCAAAUCUCAAUAAUCUCAGAAUAGAAAAGUGUGAGAAUCUAAAAUCACUUUCAUUGUCACAACCACCACAUGUAGCUCUUAAACAUCUCUUCAUUGAUGACUGUUGCAAAUUCGUGUCAUUUCCGGUCGAAGGACUAGCUGCACCCAACUUGAUUCAUCUCAGGGUCACAUAUUGCUACAAGUUGGAGUCAUUGCCUGCUAACAUGAAUACUCUUCUCCCAAAUUUACAGUCAUUGGAGAUACAACGUUGCUCGGAAAUUUGUAAGUUGCCAAAGGGUGGUUUCCCUCCAAACUUGAAAGAGCUUAGUGUGGGAGGUUGUGAGGAACAAUUGAAGGGUCUAUCAUCAAUGUGUCACUUCAAUGCCCUUAUUGAGCUUACAAUUGAGGGCUAUUUUGGUGUGACAUCAUAUCCAAAGGUUGGUUCACUGCCUCAGCUUCCCUUGCUUACCACUCUGCGCCUCUGGGGCUUUCUUGAUUUGGAAACAUUGGAGUGUGACCAGCUUCUUCACCUCACAUCCCUCCAACAAUUACACAUUCAAUGGUGUGUGAAGCUAGAGAAUAUGGCAGGACAAAAGUUGCCUUCCUCUCUCUUACUACUUCAAAUUAUAGAGUGUCCUUUGCUUGGAGAACACUGUAAGAAGAAGGAUGAACAAUACUGGUCCAAAAUUUUCCACAUCCCCACCAUUCAAGUGGAUGGUGAACAAAUUUUCUGA